This is a messenger RNA of Diatraea saccharalis (sugarcane borer), 1521 nucleotides long. Lineage: Eukaryota; Metazoa; Arthropoda; Insecta; Lepidoptera; Crambidae. The record is from the annotation of a GenBank genome assembly.
CAUAAGUGAGGUAAUAACAUGAUAACAAAGUAAAGUAUGCCGAGAUCUGUGCUGUAGUUGCGUUCUAUGUUACGUCAGUGUCGGACGUUUAUUUUGCUAUUCCAAUGGCUUUAGAAGGUCAUCAGUUGUUUUUGAGUAAAAGAAUCGUCACUGAAGACGAAAUUAUUGACGGUGGAGUGUUGGUCAACGAGAAAGGUGUUAUAGAAAAAAUUCUGAACAGGAAAGAAGCGGACAAAUUAUUAGCCGAGGAAGAUGGGAAGAUUAAGGUGGUUGAUGGUGGUGAUGUAGCGUUGCUGGCGGGCGUGGUAGACUCGCACGUACACGUGAACGAGCCCGGUCGUACCGCAUGGGAGGGCUUCCGUACUGCAACCAGCGCUGCAGCGGCUGGCGGCAUCACCACCAUCGUUGAUAUGCCACUGAAUUCCAUUCCACCAACGACAACUUUGAAAAACCUUAAGACGAAGGUUUCCUCUGCUAAGGACAACGUUUUUGUGGAUGUUGGUUUCUGGGGAGGCGUUAUCGCGGGAAAUCAGGACUCUCUUCAAGAUCUAGUGAAAGCUGGUGUGGUAGGAUUCAAGUGUUUUCUGUGUCCUAGUGGUGUAGAGGAAUUUCCGCACGUCGAGUCUGAAGAUUUGGAGAAGGCGUUUGCUGCGCUGGAAGGAACAGGAUCAGUUUUAGCGUUCCAUGCUGAGGUAGAGGCAGAAAAUUUACCUACUAAAACUAAGAAGAAAAGGAAUGAUCCAGAAGAAUACCGUACUUACCUAGAAUCCAGACCACCCAGUAUGGAACAAGACGCCAUAUCUCUAAUAACAAGUUUUCUGGAUAAAACAGACGUUCGCGUUCACGUAGUACACGUAUCUGCCGCAAGUGUAGUCCCGCAGCUGGCGGAGGCUCGGAAGAAGCGAGUAGCGAAUGGAUACUCUGGAUGGAGGGGUGGCGUCACCGCUGAGACUUGCCAUCACUAUCUUACUCUCAGUGCUGAGCAGGUACCACGAGGCCACAGCGAGUACAAGUGCGCCCCACCUAUCAGAGAUGAGGGUAAUAAGGAACAAUUAUGGCAAUACUUGUUAGAAGACAAAUUGGACAUGGUUGUAUCGGAUCACUCGCCCUGUACACCAGAUUUGAAGUGCAAAAAUAAUUUGGAAGCUUGGGGUGGUAUUUCAUCAGUUCAGUUCGGACUAUCUCUUUUCUGGACUAACAUAAGCGCUAGGGGUCUUGACUUGAAGAACAUCAGCAAGUAUUUGUCGUCGGGUCCGGCGCAUCUAUGCGGUCUUCAGAACAAGAAGGGGGCACUGAAAUCUGGCCUUGAUGCUGACUUAGUGUUCUUCGAUCCUGACGACACGUUCACGGUUACAACGGAAAUAAUUAGACAUAAAAAUAAGUUGACUCCGUAUUUGGAUAAGGAGUUGAGGGGAGUAGUGAAAAAGACGUACCUGCGCGGACAGCUGAUUUAUGAUAACGGUGACGUGCUCGGUGAACCUAAGGGAACACUCCUAAUAAACGAAUUGUGAUUUAAAAAAA